AUGGAUUUUGGAAAUGCGGAAAAAACGUGUGAUGUUGACUGUGUUGUUGAAAAAGCAAAAUCCAGUGGGAGCCACAGAGAUACAGUCAUCAGUGAGAAAGCCAAAAGGAAGCGCCAAUCUGCAUUCCGCGGAGUGCGCAAACGCAGCUGGGGACGCUACGUCUCUGAGAUAAGGCUCCCGGGCCAGAAAACACGCAUAUGGCUCGGCUCCUUCGGCUCGCCUGAGAUGGCGGCUCGCGCUUAUGACUCCGCUGCUUUCUUCCUCAAAGGAACAUCUGCCACUCUUAAUUUCCCCGACCUCGUACACUCCCUGCCUCGACCUCUCUCAUCUUCCCGGAGGGACAUACAGUCCGCCGCAGCUGAAGCCGCUCUCCACUCUCCGCCUCCCAAAGAAGAACAAGAAUCUAUUUUCACUUCCACCACCACCUCGUCCUUUCACGAUGUCAUGGAAGCUCCUCUUAUGAGUCCCCUUAGGGUGGACUCCACUUUCGGAGAUUUCUCAUGGGACCAACUCUUCGAUUUCAACGAUGACAUUCUCAUCGUGGGAUCAACUUCUGCCACUCUUGUCCCUUAA
Molecule: messenger RNA, 573 nt
Organism: Glycine soja
Lineage: Eukaryota; Viridiplantae; Streptophyta; Magnoliopsida; Fabales; Fabaceae
Product: dehydration-responsive element-binding protein 3-like
Exons: 2
Coding region: 1-573 (190 amino acids)
Biological process (GO): regulation of DNA-templated transcription
Molecular function (GO): DNA binding; DNA-binding transcription factor activity
Source: RefSeq, a predicted model, not a curated record